Messenger RNA from Rasamsonia emersonii CBS 393.64, 1953 nucleotides. RefSeq names its product MFS phosphate transporter. The coding region runs from base 1 to 1953 and encodes 650 amino acids. Gene Ontology annotation, molecular function: transmembrane transporter activity. Lineage: Eukaryota; Fungi; Ascomycota; Eurotiomycetes; Eurotiales; Trichocomaceae. The transcript is spliced from 5 exons. The record is from RefSeq and is a predicted model, not a curated record. Gene Ontology annotation, biological process: transmembrane transport. Gene Ontology annotation, cellular component: membrane.
AUGGCCGACGCUGGUCCUAAUCCCCCGCAUGGGCCCGAUAUGACGGGCACCCACCCGCCGUUCGAGGACAUGAACGUGCACGAGAAGGACGCCUUCGACAAGCUCAUCCGUCCCGAUGACAGCUACACGCCCGAUGGUGUCUACUGGGCUGAUCUGCCCUUGUGGAAACGGAUCCGAUUUGUUACGUCGUACGAUGCAAAGGAGGCCCGUCGCGAGCUGGGGAACAUCUGGUCCAUGAUCAAGGCCGAUCCCCUCUCGCCCGUUUCGUACUACUUCAAGAACAUGGUCCUUCCUGGCGCCGGUCUGGGUCUGGAAGGCUAUGUCCUGUUCUCCAUUGGCAACGUCACCCCUCUGCUGCAGGCCGCUUUCCCCGCCUGCUGGAAGAAAAACACCAUUUGCAGUGCCGACUGGAUCAAUGCCAUAAAUUAUCUGGAAAUUGCGGGUAUCAUUGUCGGCCAGAUCAUCGUCGGUUUCCUGGGUGACUGGCGAAGUCUCGCUGCUAACCAUGGGGAAACUAGGAUCGGCCGUCGCUGGGGUCUGAUUCAGGAUGCCGUCAUCAUGUUUAUCGGUCUGGUCAUGCUUACGGCGGCUUGGGGUGUGACCCAGAACGGCUGGGUGAUCUGCUAUGCCUGGUCGCUGUUCUUCUACGGUAUCGGUGUCGGUGGUGAAUAUCCCAUGACUGCCACCGGCGGUAUGGAGAACGCCGUCGGCUCCGGGUUGGGGUCAGUUCAUCAACCAGGCCCUGCUGAUUAUCCUGCUGCUCUGCUUCCACCACGGUUCCGGGAACCCCCUUACUCGACGGUUGCUGCUCAAUGGACCUACCGUGUCUCCUUCGCCAUUCCUGCCGUCGGAACCCUGUGGCUGGUCUACUACCGUGCCUACCACAUGAAGGCCGCUAGCAGACAGCUCAAUGCUGCCAAGAGGAAGAACCGUGUUACCGGUUAUGACUACGAAUCCCUGAAACUGACCUUCAAGUACUUUGGUUUCCGUGUCCUGGCCACCGCGGGUGCCUGGUUUGCCAACGACGUCUUCUUCUACGGGAACAAGCUGUUCCAGAGCCAGUUCAUUUCCGUCCUUCUGCCCCACUCGACGUCCAUCAUGCCCAACUGGUUGUACAACUUGCUGAACGUCGGUGUUUCGCUCGUUGGUUAUUAUCUGGCCUCUUUCUUGAUCGACAACAAGCUGUAUGGCCGCAAGUGGAUGCAGCAGAUCGGUUUCCUGAUGGACUUCAUCCUGUUUAUUAUCCCGGCCUUCCACUACAAGCACUACACGUCGCUUGAGCACAUCCAGUCCUUCCAGGCCAUGUACUUCCUCAGCUCUUUCUUCAACCAGUUCGGCCCGAACUCGGUCACCUUCCUUGUCGCUGCCGAGGUCUUCCCGGCUCCGAUCCGUGCCACGGCCCAUGGUAUCUCUGCCGCCGCCGGUAAACUUGGUGCGCUGAUGGCCGCCAUCCUGUACGCCUACAUCCCCGUCCAGGAACGUUUCUACAUCGUUCCGUGGUUCGGUCUGGGUGGAAUGCUUCUGACCUUCCUCUUCCUCCCCGACACCACUGGCCUGGAUCUCAAGGAGCAGGAGCGCCGUUGGUACUACAUCCGCCAGGGUCGGGAGCAGGACUACCACGGCCCGGCUGUGCACCCCAAGCACCUUUCCCUGUGGGAGCGUUUCCGCGGUCUCGGCAAGAACUACGACCCCGAGCUUGACUACAAGCAGAAGAUCGAGGAGUAUCGCGCCGAGUGGGAGGCUGCCAUGAGCAAGAAGCUCUCCAACGAGGAAGACAACCUCGCGGACGACACUGAGGAGACCCUCUUCGAGGGCCACGUGCACCAGUACUUUGAGCGUACCAGCCCCAUGUUCCGUGGCAUGGAGAAGAACGGUGCCCAGAACUUCUCCGCUCUCCCUCCGGCUGCUACUGCUGACAGUGACACCACUGAGGCUGUUCCCAACGAGAAAUAA